Thyridium curvatum is the source of this 1617-nucleotide messenger RNA. RefSeq lists its product as uncharacterized. Lineage: Eukaryota; Fungi; Ascomycota; Sordariomycetes; Thyridiales; Thyridiaceae. The coding region runs from base 1 to 1617 and encodes 538 amino acids. The record is from RefSeq and is a predicted model, not a curated record. The transcript is spliced from 2 exons.
AUGAGGAUCACCCUACUUCCCGUCUGGGCUUUUGCCCUGACCGCGACCGCCUUCUGGCGCAUGGAAUGCCACGCCCGCGUCGGCCUGGCUAGACUCGACCCUCUGGUCUCGCCCGGAGAGGUCUCCCAACACGUCCAUGCCAUCCACGGUUCGAGCGGAUUCUCCGAAGACGCUACCUACGAGGACCUCGUGCGCGCCAACUGCACCUCAUGCGCUGUCACCCAGGACAAGUCGGUGUACUGGCACCCAUCCGUGCUCUUUCAGGACGCUUCCACCGGCGAGUUCGAAGCUGUGGACCAGAGAGGAGGCAUGCUAGCGUACUAUCUGCUGUACAGCAAUCCCGGUGAGAAGUCUGUCAAGGCCUUUCCCCAGGGUUUUCGCAUGAUCGCCGGCGAUAGCCUUCGUCGCAACUACAGCUUGGGCGAUGUCAAUACCCCGGAUCCCGAAAAGUCGUUGUGGGCUGCUCUCGGCCAGGUCACCCAGGGCGAUCUCGCCCAGCGUGCACUGGGCUUCAACUGCCUCAACUACCAGAAGGCUCCCGAGGGCUCGCUCUACCGCCAUUUCCUGCCAGACAAGGCUUACCUCGACGCGAAUUGCCCCGAUGGCAUUCGCUUCGAGCUGAUGUUCCCGUCGUGCUGGAAUGGCAAGGAUCUCGACUCGCCCAACCACAAGGACCAUGUGGCGUAUCCUGAUCUUGUCAUGACCGGCACCUGCCCUCCCGACUACCCCAUCCGUCUCGUGAGCCUCUUUUACGAGACCAUCUGGGCCACCGAUGCAUUCAAGAACCGUCCUGGAAAAUUUGUCAUCUCCAACGGAGACCCGUACGGUUACGGGUACCAUGGCGACUUCAUGACUGGCUGGGACCCGAACUUUUUGCAGCAGGCCGUCGAUACCUGCACAAGCGACAGCGGAAUGAUCAGCGCUUGCCCUUUGUUUGAUAUCCAGGAUGACUCCAAGGCCAACCAGUGCAAGAUGGAUCUUCCAGCCGCCCUCGUCAACGAGGAUGUCCGCGGACCGGGCCUCAAAUCCUUGCCCGGCAACGUCGCUAUCCAGUACGGUCCUGGCCCGGCCACCAUGGCCCACCCUCCCCAGCCAUCGAGCGUCCAGGCUGUUCCUACCCUGACGUACAAGCCCGGCUCAAGUGCCACGGCCAGCGGCACUUACCUCCCCGGCCAGGUCUUCAAGGCCACGGCCGAAGGCGUGGCCCAGGAUCAGCCCACAAGCACGCCUCCACCGCAGGCUUCCGCUGCUCAGGUUCAGCCCCCUGUCGCUCCACAGGUCCAACAGGUGUCUGUGGAAUCGGCGCCGGCUGUGCCCCCAACGCCAGCCCCUGUCCCUCCACCGCCGGCCACUACACCUCCCGCACAGCUGCCUGCGGCGCAGGCCGCUGGCGAUGGGCUCUCUUACGAAGUUGUCCGUACCGAAUAUGUGACGAACGGCAACAUCGUCUCCGAAAUCGUUUGGCAAGAAGCUGUUGUCUAUGUGACUGUGUCGGAGGAUGUCACCUCAACAGUCACCGUCAGCGCCGACGUGCCCAAUCAGGUCCAAGUCAAGGCCCGCCGGAUCCCCGGCCACGUGCAUCGCCAUGCCGGACGGCAGCAUGGACACCGAUCCUGA